CGCGUGUGCCCCAGCGCUCACAUCCUCCCCGCUCCAGGCACCAAGUUCUAAAAGGAAGCGACGAUCAAUGCACAGAGCAGCGGAGUAGGCCGGUCUGUCCUCCCGCCGCUCUGGCGGCAGCAGGCGGGCGGGAGGCGGGCGUCUGAAGCCCCCAUGCGUACCUCGCCCCCAACGGCCCUCCGCUUGGCCGCUACCCCGGCGGGGUCGAGGCGGCGGGGCCGGCGCCUAUUGGUCCGCCGCUGUCGUCCGCCCGCCCCCUCACCGCGCUUAUUGGCAGGAGACGCGGCGCCCGCGGAAUAGGCGGUGGCGGCGUCCCUCCCUCGCGCCGGCCCUCAAGAGGGCGACGAGGAAGCGGCCUCUUCCUGCGUCCCGCCCCUCGGGCUCGCUCGCUGGCUCCCGGCUCCUCCUGGCUGCUCUCGGCCAUCUCCCGGCUCCCUCCGGCUCCGGCUCAGGCUCCGGCGCAGCGGCGGCGGCGGGCAGUUGCAGUGGUGCAGAAUGGCAGACCUCAGUCUUGCAGAUGCAUUAACAGAGCCACCUCCAGAAAUUGAGGAAGAGAUAAAACGGGACUUUAUUGCCACACUGGAGGCAGAGGCCUUUGAUGAUGUUGUGGGAGAAACUGUUGGAAAAACAGACUAUAUUCCCCUACUGGAUGUUGAUGAGAAAACCGGGAAUUCGGAGUCAAAGAAGAAACCAUGCUCAGACACUAGCCAGGCUGAAGGUACUUCAUCUUCUCAAGCAACAGUGCUUGCCAACGGUGACCACGGAAUAGAAGGGAAUGAUGCCACUGGGUCUCCAACUGAAUUCCUUGAAGAGAAAAUGGCCUACCAGGGAUAUCAGAACAGCCAGAACUGGCCAGAAAAUACAAACUUUUGCUUUGAACCCGAGCAAGUGGUGAAUCCUAUCCAGACUGAUCCCUUUAAGAUGCACCAUGAUGACAGCCUGGAAGAUUUGCUCUUUCUCCCCAGUGGAACAACCAGUGCUUCAGCAUCUGCAGAACAAAAUGAUCCCCUGAAAGACAGUUAUGGUGUGUUUCCCUGUGACACAUUUGCUCCUGCAGCUGUUGUUCCUCAGGGGUGGCCUGUGGAAGCUCCAAACCCUCCACGUUCAGAAUCCUUCAUUUCCCCUGAGGCCAUUACACAGCCUCUGCAGCCUACAGCAGAGCCUGCUAAGGAGGUAGAAAUGGCAUCAGCAGAAGAGAGAGCACCAACAAAAGCAAUGGAAAUGGUGAUGGGACUGAAGGCUGCUAACAUGGCACCAUCUCGAGAAUCAGAGAUGGUCCUGGCCAAGGAUGUGGCGCCAGCCACAGAAACAGAGGUGGCCUUGGCUAAAGACACGGAACCACCUACCGAACCAGAUGUGGCCCUGGCCAAGGACAUGGAAUCAUCCAUCGAACCAGAUAUAGCCUUAGUCAAGGACGUGGUACUACCCCUAGAAACAGAGGCAACCCCAGUUAAGGACAAUGUAUUGCCCACAGAAACAGAUGUGUCUUUGGCCAAGGACAUGGUACUGCCCACAGAAACAGAGGUAACCCCAGCCAAGGACAUACUACUAUUCAAAGAAGCAGAGAGGACACCACCUGUAAAAAUGGAUUUGGCCCCAGCUGAGGGUAUGGUACCACCUACAGACCGAGAGGUGGCCCCACCCAAGGGUGUAGCAUCACUUUCAGAAAUAGAGGUGCCACUGGAUGAGGACGUUGUGUCAUCCACAGAAAUAUCCUCAGCCAAGGAGGUAGCCUUGUCCUCAGAAACAGAGGUGGCCCUGACUGGGGAUAUGGCAUUACCCCCAGAAACAGAGGUGGCCCUAGUCAAGGACAUGGCUGCACCUCCAGAAACAGAAGUCACCCCAGUCAAGGACAUGGCUCCACCCCCAGAAGUAGAGAUGGCCCUCAGCAAGGACGUGGCUCCACCUCAAGAAACAGAGGUGGUCCUGGGCAAGGACGUGGUUUCAUCUCCAGAAACAGAGAUGGCCCUGGGCAAGAAUGUGGCUCUACCCCUACAAACGGAGGUGACCCUGGCCAACAAUGUGGCUCCAGCCAAGGAUGUUGCAGCAUCCUCAGAAGCAGAGGUGGCACCAGUUCCUGUUAAGGACAUGGAAACUGCACGGACACAGAAAGAAACAAGUGAGGCUUCCCAGUUAGAAUCUCUCCAGGAUGAAGGACAGUCAGCUGUACCUCCUCUCAUGAUAUCAGCAGAAGCAGUCACAGCCAUGGGCCAAAAGCACAACUUGCCAACAGAUGAGGAUUCUGUGUCAGAGGAACUAGAGCAAAAGAAACCGUUCAGCAGUCAACCUUCUGAACUUCCUUCAGAGACCUCAGGUACCCUUCCCACACAAGCCAAAAAAGCAUGCAGACCCAGUGAUCGCAGGUCCGCCCGGCCCGCCCGGCCCAGGCUUGCCAGGGUCCCUCCUGAGCUGCUGGGAGGCUCUUCUCCACGGAAGACUCUUGAUCCUGGGCUGGGCCCUUGCCCUUUGUCUGAGUUGGGUUGGGUUUCUGGUUCGUCUUCCUGUGGUGAGCCUGGGAACCAGAGGAAAACUAUUCAUGGUGACUUCCUUGAACCCCAGAGGGAUCUUGGCAGGGAGUCCUGGGAUAUAGAAAGAACACCAAUGAUGAUGAAGAAAAAAAAGAAGAAACCAAAGCAAAAGAGAUACUCUCAGCCCCGGGCUGGGGGACCUUGGGAUGAUGACAAUGCAGAUGAGCCUAAAGGUCAUCCCUCUGCCACUGACCCACAAAAGUCAGGUGUUCCCCCCAGCCAGCCUACCACUGUGGGCACAGAACAUGGGCUGGUAUCCAGAGAAAACUUGAAAAAGGGAUGUGAAAUUGAUUCCAGGGCAGCCAAACUGGUAGCUGAGAACUUUGCCUCCCAGGGUCUCAGCAUUCCUUUGUGUCCUUUGGAAGAACCCCCGAAAACUGCAGUAAAUUCUCAGCCCAAACUGAGAGUAGAGGCAGAGGUGAGAGGUAACAAGUCAGCACCACAGAGCCAAGACAAGAAAUUGCUGCAGCAAGAUGAGUGCAUACCACAGCCUGCACCCUACCUCGAGACUCCUGUGGAUAAAAGCCAGACAGUAGGCUCCCUCAAUCUGAAAGGACCCCUGACAGAAGUUUUUUCACACAAAGUAGAAAUUCCUUUGGAGAUCAGACCCAAAGAGGGUUGCUCUCCUGUCUUGGACCAAGAGGCUGAGGGUAGAGUUUCAAAACCCAAAGCAGCAAAAGAACUGCCUAAUUCCAUACCCACUUUGACAGCAGGUAAUCCAUUAGUAAGUAGUCUAAAAGAAGGGAGUGAUGAAAGUAAAAUGACUAAACUGCAGAAUGACAAACAGAAAGAGUUUUCUGAGGGAGCUGAAGAGGUUAAAGAACUAAAAAAGGAAAGUAUUCCCAAGGAAAGACAGGAGAACAGCAUCUUUGCUUCUGAGCAGCCACAGGACACGGUGUUAGCUCAGGUUCCUGGACUAGGGAAUGAACCAUUUAAGAUAAUGGCAGGUGAUGGCAAAAGCAGGAAGGGAAAGGGAAGUUCUGGGAAGAUGAGAGCAAGUUCUGGGAAGGUGAGAGCAAGGUCUGAGCUGCUGUGGCUUGCGGACAGCCAGAAGGACAGCAAGGACACAAUUGUUCUUGUGCCAAGUGAGCCAGCGCCUAAAAUGGAAAGAAUGGAUAAAAGCGAGGAGCUGGGGCUGGGUUCUUCAGAGCAACCAGGGACCGUGGCUGAGCUCACUGAGGCAGUGGUGAUGCGGGACCCUAAGGAGAUGACUGACCUGAGGGUGGCAGGCACCUUGCAGGCAUUGAUUCCUUUGGGAAAUGGGUCAGGCAUGAUUCAGACUUCCGCUGCUAGAACAGAAGGAGGAGCUGUAGCCAUAGGCAUGCGUGUCGGCAACCAGAGCGAGGAGGAAAAAUGUCCUUGGAUGGAUCAUGAGGCAGCUCCCUGGAUUUCUGAAAAGCCUACAAAAAGAGGCAGUGAAGACAAAAACAAAAAGUUAAAAAAUAGUUAUUCCACACAGCCUGCUAGAAUGGAGAGGAAGGAAGAAAUCCUCAACCCACCUUUUGUAGGGAAGCGUGGGGAUAUUGGUAGUACUCCCCAUCAAAACAGAGAAUUAGAACUUACUUUCCCCAUAAAUCAUGACCCUUUGUUCUCACGUAUAUCAGAUACACCCACAGUGGAAGGAGUUGACCAAAAGGGUAGAAAUGUUGAGGUUAAUUCUUCUAAGCUUGGGGCUCUUGGCAGGAACAAAACAAGCGCAGGCAAGGAUUUUGCUGUUACUGAACCAGCUACCAAGGUGACAGAUGUGAGCUGCCAAGACCAAAUCCAGGGGGCAGGAUUUGUUCCUUCAGUACCGUCUGAGGAGAAUAAGACAGAUGUGGCCAAGAGACAUACUGCAGUUGCUGACAAACCAAAUAAAAGGAGUAAUGAUGGAAAAAGCAAAAAGGUUAAAAAUAGUUUCCCUGAGAAGCACAUUCUGGAGAAUAAGAUAGAUGCAACAAAAAUACAUGUUCCCAUGGAAACCAUAGGGGACCACAGAAUUGAAGGAAUGGGCUAUGUGGAUGAAAAUAGAAAUAUUACAUUUACCUGCCCUAGAACACCACCAGGGUUGAUGAAUAAGACAGUCCCCCUAGAGGCUCAGGAAUCAGCAGCCUGUGAAAAAUUGCCCCCUUCUACUUUUCAAGUAGUAAAGGAAAGUGAUUCAUUUCCAAACACCUUGGCAGAAAGCAGGCAAGAGACAGCUCCAGCCCAGAUUUCCAAAUUAUUAGAGGUAGAUAAUUGCAGCAAAGUUGGAGUCCCAGUUGAAGAAAGACCCAAGGCUCCCUGUGCUGUUAUGCCCUCUACAAGCACAGGAGGAGUUGCCCUAACUCUGACAGCAGCCAUAGAAACAGUUAAUAACCAUGGAGUUAGCUGUCUUCAGAAUAAAGGUGAGCUUGCUGGUCCCAUGAAAAACGAAGCAGGGAUAGACGGAGGGCAUGUGAUAGGAGAAUCUGAGUCAGUGCCCAGUGGUGCAUCAAAGCACUCAGUAGAGAAAACCACAGAGCCAGCAGGGGGCCACCUUCUUUCUGGCGUGCUCAUAGAAGAACAAAGCCUGGCAGGUGGGGUCAGAGUCCUAGAAGCAUGUGCAGAUAGCAGUAAUUUUCCAACAUGUCCAGUAAACAAACAGAAAGAGUCUGAGGAAGGUUCUGCUCCAGUUCCAAUUCUUGACCUAAUGGGAGACAAAGCACAAAAACCCAGUUUCUGUGAGGACCAACGUGCUGAAAAUAGAGAUUCCCAGGGCCCAGAUAGUUUGAAUAAGGAGGUAGAUAUGACUCUUUUGCCACCAGAAAGUGAAAAGGAUAAAUUGGAAGAAAUCAGUCUGGAUUCUGAAAGCAGAGAAAUGGCAUGUGUUUCCUUGGCACCACCAGAACUCCAGUCAGGUGUCUUAGAUGGCAAAGUUGAAGUGACUCCUUCAAGGGUGGUAGAUGAGUUAGUAGUGACUGCUUCCAAGGCUCUUCAACUCCCAGAACCCAAAGACAAGAUCUUAGAGGCACCUGAGAAAAUGACAGGAAAAUCUGAACCGAAGGCACUGGGACAAGGGAAGAAGGAAGAUAAAAGCAGAGCGGCAGAACCCAUGAAAGGCUACAUGAGACCCACCAAGUCCCGAGGACUCACUCCACUUUUACCAAAAUCUACAGUCCAGGAACGAGAGCGAUGCAAGCAACUCAAGUCCAGUGGAAUAGCCAAACUAGAAGAAGGACGGCUUACUGGGAGUGUGACCGGAAAUGACAUCACCACCCCUCCAAACAAGGAGCUCCCACCAAGCCCAGAGAAGAAAACAAAGCCUUUGGCCACCACUCAACCUGCAAAGACUUCAACAUCGAAAGCCAAAACACAGCCCACUUCUCUCCCUAAGCAGCCAGCUCCCACUACCUUUGGUGGGUCGAAUAAAAAACCCAUGAGCCUUGCUUCAGGCUCAGCACCGGCUGCCCCACCCAAACGCCCAGCUGCUGCCACUGCCAGGCCUUCCACCUUACCUUCAAAAGACGGGAAGCCCAAGCAGCCUGUUGCAGAGGCAAAGAUUCCUGAGAAGCGGGCCUCACCAUCCAAGCCAGCCUCGCCAUCCAAGGUGGUCUCUGCCCUGGCCGGUAGGCCUGGCUCCAAGAGCACCCAGACUGUUCCAAAAGCCACAGCAGCUGCCACUCUUGCCUCAGCUGGGCCAAGCAGUAGGAGCCCCUCUACACCCCUGCCCAAGAGGCCUGCUGCGGUCAAGACUGAGGGGAAACCUGCAGACAUCAAGAAGAUGGCUACGAAGUCUGCACCAGCUGACGUGAGUCGCCCAAAGAACACCUCCACCAGUUCCGUGAAGAAAAGCGCCGCCGUCCCUGGGGCGGCACCCCCAGCAGGGGUGACUCCCAGCCGCGUCAAGCCCACAGCCACCCCUCCCCGGCCCUCUGGGACUCCUUCCGUGGACAAGAAGCCCACGGCAGCCAAGCCCAGCUCCUCUGCCCCAAGGCUGGGCCGCGUGGCUACCAAUGCUUCUGCCCCUGAUCUGAAGAAUGUCCGUUCCAAGGUUGGCUCCACGGAAAACAUCAAGCACCAGCCUGGAGGAGGCCGGGUUCAGAUUCAGAACAAGAAGGUGGACAUCUCUAAGGUCUCCUCCAAGUGUGGGUCCAAGGCUAACAUUAAGCACAAGCCUGGUGGAGGAGAUGUCAAGAUCGAAAGUCAAAAGCUGAACUUCAAGGAGAAGGCCCAGGCGAAGGUGGGAUCUCUUGAUAACGUGGGCCACCUGCCUGCAGGAGGUGCCGUGAAGAUUGAGACCUACAGGCUGACGUUCCGGGCAAACGCCAGGGCCCGCACCGACCACGGGGCCGACAUUGUCUCCCGCCCCCCUCCACUUCCCUGGCGGCCCCAGCUCAGGCACCUGGGCCCCUAGCUCCCUCUCCCGGGCUGCCCUCUAGGCCCCUCCCUCCCUCCCUCCCUCCUGCCUCACUUGCCCAGGGUGGCAGCAGCCCCACCCCCGCGCUCCCUCCACUCCCGGCCCCAGACCCGGCUCCCUGCUUGGCUCCCCCGUCCUCACCAUUGCGCCGCUGCUCCGCGGAGGUUGGGUGGAAAGUGGGGUAGGGGAGGCUAGUUCAGGACCUCCUGGGAUCUGGGUGGGGGGAACCGGAGUCCAACCUCCUCUUUGUUUGGUUUUUUUGGACCAAACCCAAGAGAAACUGACAUACCCUCCCUCCUCGCUGGUCCAUCUGGAGGGAAGAGUGGAAGUGGACGUCCCCGUGAUGGCUGGGUGCUAACUGCGUACCCUGAAGCCUGCUAAGCCACUGCCUCUUCCUUUGACCCCACAGUGGUGCCCACCUCACAGGUGGCACCAGGCACCUCUUGCUGCCCUCCCCCAAGUUAGUCAGGGGCAAUGCUGCCUGUCCCCGCUGCUUCCCAUACCUACCUAGCUGCUGUCACACUUUUAUCUUUUUUUUUAAUAACCUGAAAACCGGUGGAGUAGUUUUGCAGGUUGAAGCCAUGUCUGAAUGAAAGUCGUUGGUAGGUGUUAAAGGAAACAGGGAAGGGAGAUCCUGAAGCCUCCAACUGGGAGGUGAGGCAUUGGAGGCUGCCCUGCCUUGGGCAGCUUGGGGCCCCGGCCCCGGAGGUGGUGUGGGCAGGGCAGGUGCAGUGGGGGGCUGUGGGCUAGAGGGCAGGCAGGGACCGCUAGGGGCUGGUCAGAGUGUGGACUGGUGGUUCUGGCAUUUUGUGUGUAUGCUGCUUUUCUUUUCUAACCAAGAGGCUGGUUUUGGCAUCUAUGUCUGUCUCAUUCCCUGGGAUCUGGUGGGAGACAAGGUCGGGCUGGAAAGGGCCAUGGAGGUCAAAUUCCUCCUAGCCUCCAACCUAGGACACUUGAGCCCUCAGUUGCCAGGGAGCCUGAUGUGUUCAGAACUCAUGUGGAUAGUGGGGAAUCAAGUCUGGAAAUUUAAAAAUAAGUACAUGAGAUGGGCCAUCCAGGCUCCCUUACGGCCUGACUGGAGAGGGGAGAGAGGAGAGGAGAGGCCAGCCUAAGGGGUGUGUCCUGGUUAGGCCUGGUCUUGGGAUGGCUGCAAUGAUAAGUCCCGGGAAUUGUAUUGACACGAAGAUUCUUAUUGCACUUGUACUUUUUGUAUUAAAGUUUGCAUGGUUUCUAAUAAAGGAUUAAAACGUAACAGUUUGUAGUGAAAUGGCCUGGGAGUCUCCAAGGCUUCUCCUCUGGAAGAGCAUUUUCUGCAGUGCAGACUUGGCCCCUCACACUCCCCACCUCCUCCUCUGGCAUCCCUUGGCGCUGAGAAGGUGGGAGCUGUUGACCUAGGAUCAGAUUUGAAGUCCAUGUAGAGGGAGGGUGUCUGGGCUGGGCAGGUGCUCUCCCUUUCUGAGGUAGCAUUUUCUCCAGGGAGGUUCGACACCAUCUCCCCAGCUCCCCAAGCACAUACCAAGAAAUUGCAGGGGUCUUGUGGAAAAAGCACUCCCAGGGCCAGAGACUGUCCACAGUGCUUCAACGGCGCCAGGGACAUCAGGGCAUCCGUGUUUUGUCUGCAAGAAAGGGUGAGAUGAAACUGGGAGAACGCAGUGGGAGGUGGGGUGCCAGAUGCAGUGGGGUGACAGUGCUGGGCCUAAAGGUACCUGCACCUGUGUUGAUGCUGGGGUGGACAACAAGCUCUCGGUCCUUUUACUCCGUUGGCCAAAGGUAGGGGUGGGAGAGGUGACCCCGGCGGUGAGCACUCUAGGGGGCGCUGGAGUGGUCAGUGUUCUGAAAGGUGGUUUGGGCACAGCUCCCUUGAAGGGUCCCACAAGCCAGAGAAAAGGCCGCCCUGACAGGUGGGACCAGAGGCCCUGUGUGCUGUGUUCUAUUCUGCAGCUGUUGGGGCUGGAACGUUUCUGUACUUCCCCAUUUGCUUAUGGCUCAACCGUUAACCAUGUUGAUCUGUGAUUGUUGUUAUGAUUUCCAGAACAAAUAAAGCUCGUAUGUCCCACCA
This is a messenger RNA of Orcinus orca (killer whale), 8944 nucleotides long. RefSeq names its product microtubule associated protein 4 (gene MAP4). Lineage: Eukaryota; Metazoa; Chordata; Mammalia; Artiodactyla; Delphinidae. Bases 496 to 6882 code for a protein of 2128 amino acids. The record is from RefSeq and is a predicted model, not a curated record. Gene Ontology annotation, biological process: neuron projection development; microtubule cytoskeleton organization. Gene Ontology annotation, cellular component: neuron projection. Gene Ontology annotation, molecular function: microtubule binding. The transcript has 17 exons.